CGUGAUGCCGAGAAACCCACCAUGAUUAUCGUAAUUUUUAAUAUGAAAUGGAGUAGACCCUUUCUGGAUUCAAUUAGUACCUUAUCUUUAUUAGAAAAGCGCGCAAAUAGAAGUAUAUUUCAUUACUUUAAAAUAUUUUUAUCACAUUAAAGCACGUGGCACCCCUGCACGAGCUUCAGAUCAGAGAAAGAUCAUGCUACCUUGAACUCCCAAAUUCUUAUCAAAUCUCAUCAGUCUUUAGCGCCGUAAGUUUCAUUGAUCUCAACUAGCUGCUGAGGUAUUCCCGUAUCACUUUGUUGUCCACUUUUUCAUCAGAAGUACAAUGUUCCGUUUUAUCAUGUUCAUUGUUUCUAUAAUUAUUGCACUUCUUGGAACCACUACUGCGGAAGGUGAUAGCAAGAGUUACAUAGCUCUACGGUUUGCUUAUGAUGAGUCUAGUGUAAUCUCAUUCAGUCCGGAAAUGAACGCCUUAACUGACAAAUUUUCUAUUUGUCUUUGGAUCAAGAAGCUUCAAUCACACGGAUCAAACCCGACCCCGUUUGCCUAUAAAAAUACAGAAAUAUUCAUGUCAGACAGCGGCUAUUACAACAGAUUAUUUCAAUCAGGCGCACUAGAUAACGUUCUCACCAGCAAGUUCACAACAGCUAGGGGUAGUUGGUAUCCAUAUUGCUCAACCUGGAGCUUGGCUACCAGGACGUUUAAAGUAUACGUUAAUGGUCAGCUCGUAGGAACCCAAACCACGCCAUCCGGGAGGAAGCUACAGACAGGCGGAAACUUUGUCUUAGGGAAUAUGCGUCCGAGUUCAGGUCACAAAUUCGGAGGUGAGAUGUUCAACAUGAAUGUUUUUUCUAAGGAACUGACCGCCGUAGAAAUAGCAACCAUGGCUGCAAGAGGUUUCUGUGCAGAUAUCCCUGAGGAUCUUCAAACGUCUAGAGUCAUCAAAUGGGGGGAAAUUCUAAAACUGACCAGGUCCGGCACGGUGACGGACUUUAUCGACCCAAAAUGUGCUGAAGCCGCAGUUCUCAAAGUUGAAGAACUACUGUCUCAACUAGAUGAGGUAGAAAGUGGAGCAACAGCUACCCAAAGAAAUUUGCAAUCGGCCGUCAGUGAAAAGAAUAGCCUCAAACUCUCCCAGAACCUGACGCAGGCAGAGCUGCUGAAAGUUCAAGGACUCUUCAACUCAACACAGGAGGAUCUAGAGGAGGUCAAGAGAGAGCUGAAUGAAACGAAGAGUGCGCUUGUGGAUACCCAGUCGGAGCUUGAAGAUGCCCAGUCGGAGCUUGAAGACACCCAGUCGGAGUUAAGGAAUGUCACUGAGUACAAAUGUCCGAUCAACAAGGGAAAUGUGACCAAGUGGGAUAUCUUCUAUUCUCCCAUUUACUAUAAAAAACCCUUCACCCGGCGGCUUUACCAACAACUCCGCACCACUUGGGACUCAGUCAGCAAGCAACUGUUUGGAGUCACGAUGACAGACACGAUUAUCAAACUGGCAAAAAACCUGGACUGUGAAGAUAAGGAAUUUUCGUAGUUCUUGACAUGUCAAGUGACGAUAACUGUGAAGCUUUGCUUGGACGAUGGAGUUACAGAACCAGUACGACCUUUUCUACUAAAAAUGUUCUACUUCCACAAAAACAAUAAUUAGAUUUAUAAUUUACAUAUUGUAUGCCCACUGUAAGGGUAUAUAAGUUAAUCAUCUGAUAAUUUUUUAUUAUUAAGUUAAGUACAACUCUGAUUACGCCUAAUGCAAUGCUCAACUGUUUCUUCGAAGGAGAGAAAUAUACUUGCUCAGACUACUUCUAAGUUUAAUUGACGAGCUCAUUUUUGUUUUUGUUCGCAUUUUUUUUACGAAAGCGCUGUUUUUCAGUUAUAUUAAUAAUUCUUCUAAAAUCUGACCCACAAAUAUUAUUAAGGAUGAUAAAGCUAAUAUUGUAAUUCUUACCUGAUUUGGAUUUUCUCAACAAA
This is a messenger RNA of Bolinopsis microptera, 1962 nucleotides long. RefSeq lists its product as uncharacterized. The record is from RefSeq and is a predicted model, not a curated record. Bases 323 to 1528 code for a protein of 401 amino acids. The transcript has 3 exons. NCBI's taxonomy places the organism in Eukaryota, Metazoa, Ctenophora, Tentaculata, Lobata, Bolinopsidae.